AAGUUAUUAUCAAAUUGUAUCAUGGUAUCGGAGCUAAGGCUCUCAAAAACCUAGCCUCUCUUUUUUCCGACCGCCGCCCACCAUGGCAGCCCUGUCGGAUCCUUUGGCGUCCUUACCCUCCGGAGUAAAACUUUUGCUUCGGAGUCUCCACAACUUAAUCCCAGAAAAACUCACCGAAACAAAUUAUCCGGCAUGGUCUCUCAAUGUCCAGACAGCUCUUUCAGCUAAUCUCCUCCUUGGAUGGAUUGAUGGUCAUGAAGCAGCCUCGGCGCCAACUAUCUCCAAAAACGAUAAAACCGUCCCUAAUCCAGAGUAUACCUCCUGGACCAUCGUUGACACACAGAUCCGCGCCUGCCUCCUAGCGGUCAUCAGCCCAUCCGUUCACAAACAUGCUCGCGGCUUCGCCACAUCUGCUGCCCUCUAGGAUGCUUUGGCCGCACGGUACAACUCCGUGUCCACCGCUCAUGUUUAUCAGCUUCGGGACAAACUCCACACUCUUCGUAAAGGUACCAAAACUAUGACACAAUACCUUGAUGAUGUGGCAACUAUUCUCUCGGAUCUCGAUGCCUUGAAAGAAGAGAUCCCUGAACGUGAUGUGGUGAAUGCUGUUAUUCGUGGU
Molecule: messenger RNA, 619 nt
Organism: Cuscuta campestris
Lineage: Eukaryota; Viridiplantae; Streptophyta; Magnoliopsida; Solanales; Convolvulaceae
Source: the annotation of a GenBank genome assembly